Messenger RNA from Aspergillus nidulans FGSC A4, 1782 nucleotides. RefSeq lists its product as uncharacterized. The transcript has 2 exons. The coding region runs from base 1 to 1782 and encodes 593 amino acids. The record is from RefSeq and is a predicted model, not a curated record. NCBI's taxonomy places the organism in Eukaryota, Fungi, Ascomycota, Eurotiomycetes, Eurotiales, Aspergillaceae.
AUGGCGGUUCGCCGCUCGGCUCGUCUUAGGAGCCGCCAGUCGCCCGCCCAGGAUACUCCCGCGGAGUUGAACCAAAACAAUUCGAACAACGAUAGAUCCGAAAAUAAGUUGGAUGCUGUAAUGGAGCGUGAAGAGCCUGUUGAGUCUCCUAAACCCCAGUCCACACCGGCAAAAGUCGCACACACUCCUAAAGGAAAGUUGAAAAAAUCGCCGGCGAAAACACCAGUCACUUCUCUUACGCGUCCUACCCACUUCGAGAUGCAUCCCAGCAAGGUACACCAAAGCACUACUAAACAGGCGGACUCGGGCUUGAUUCUUGGCUUCAAUCCCAUCAAGAAGGACGCCCAUGGCAACGUGGUGAAAGAUGACCCCGCGCAGAGCACACCUAGCAAAACAAAUGCCUCUCCUGCGUCGACAUUCUACGGCACUCCAGCGUUCGAAUUCAAGUUCUCUGCCCAGGACACGGAGCUUAGCGACGAGGCGAAGAAGCUCAUGGAGAGCGUACGCGAGGACGUGGCUCGGAUCAAGGCUAAUAUGGUCAAUGAGAAGGCGAAUGCCACCGGUGACGCGCCACAAACAAGUGAACGCAAGAUCGCUAAGCCGAAAGGAAAGGCCGGUCGGUUUUCAGACGUUCAUAUGGCCGAAUUCAAGAAAAUGGAUUCCAUUGCUGGCCACGCCUCCGCGUUCCGAGCUACGCCAGGGCGGUUCCAGCCUGUUCAAAAGACACUUAAGAGGACCAGUUCGAAAGCCCGCCUGGACGAACCUGAGAGCCAAAAGUCCCCUGCGGCUACCACGCUUAAGGCCUCAGCUCCUUCUACGCCGUCUGCGAAACGUACCAAGCAGGAUAGAGCUGCAGUCACACCUCAAAGCCGCCUACCCAAGUCCGCGAUUGCACGGCCCAGGUCCAGUAUUCGCAGCUCAUUGUUGACACCAACACGCGCCUCCCUGGCUCGUCAAUCUGGCAGCCUGAAACCCCCUCGCACCAGCAUGAUUCCCUCCCUCGCGCGUUCUCCUCUUUCCAAACCUGCCGAGGCACCAAAUACCCCUCGCACCGAAUUCAACCCGCGCUUUAAGAGCAACAUUCCCACACUGAGCAGUCUCAAGUCAAUUCUACGGCCCCAUCAGCCUUUGUUCUCCAAGGACCCCUCUAAGAUUGCCGCUGGGACACACCGAGCAGCUCAAGACUUUACGCCCGACCUUUUGCUUCAACCGUCCCGUGAAAGCUCCCCCGGAGCGGCGCCUACCCCUUCUCCCAAAAAGCGGGUCGAGUUCACACCUUGUACCAAGACUCAGCUUGCUGAGGAAGUGAUUUCACCAUCGCCCUUCAAGAAACCGGCCACAAUUACUUACCCUUCGACAUAUGACGUCGUCUACCCUACCCUUCCUGUCUUGACUCCGGAUCGUAACGCGCAAAAGUCAGCUACUAUCCGUUCAGUUCGUCCCUCUGAUGUCCCUGUUGAGGCCACCUUGCCUGAAGUUCCGGGAAUGCCGCAUGGCCUCAGCCACAAAAAGAGACACCGGGCAGCUGAGGAUGAGCCCGACCGCGAAAAUGUCCCUCCAGCCGACCAUAGCCCAGGACGAAGCGUGAAGCGGGUCAAGAUCAAUACGCCUCAGCCUUCCAAAACCCAGGCGUCAAGCCCGCUCAAAUCCCGUUCACAGACUCCUUCCCGUCUUGGCUCUGGGGCCAUCCGCAAGGGAACGCCCGCAAGUGCGCGUUCCAGGAGCCGUGCGCUCAGCAUGAGUCGCUUGAACAUGCUGGCCCAGCCGAAGAAUCGGUCCUAA